Molecule: messenger RNA, 789 nt
Organism: Knipowitschia caucasica
Lineage: Eukaryota; Metazoa; Chordata; Actinopteri; Gobiiformes; Gobiidae
Source: the annotation of a GenBank genome assembly
AUGGAGCUGGCACUUGUUGUCCUGCUGGGCGUAACAGCUGUCUGUGGGUGUGGUAUGCCCAGCUAUCCACCCAACACAAACCGUGUGGUGAAUGGGGAAGAGGCCCGGCCGUACAGCUGGCCCUGGCAGAUUUCCCUGGAGUCCUUCUUCCCCACAUGUGGUGGGACCCUCAUAGCCCCCAACUGGGUCAUGACUGCAGCUCAUUGCAUCACAUUCCACACAUAUCGAGUGGUCCUGGCUGAACAUGACAUGGAUACAGUGGAGGGCCCAGAGCAGUCGCUGAGAGUAGACAAAAUGAUCAUUCAUCCUAAAUGGAAUAAAAGCUGUCCUUCUUGUGGUAAUGACAUCGCGCUGCUGAAGCUGCAGGCAAGAGCUGUUCUCAAUGACAAAGUUCAGCCAGCCUGUCUCCCAAAACAAGGCAGCAGUCUUUCCCACAACUACCCCUGCUACGUCACUGGCUGGGGUCGCUUAUACUCCGGAGGUCCUCAGGCCACCAAGCUCCAGCAGGCUCUCCUCCCAGUGGUGGAGCACAGCGUCUGCAGCCGGAGUGACUGGUGGGGCGGCUCUGCCAAGACAACUAUGGUCUGUGCGGGAGGAGACAGCGAGUCAGCCUGUCAUGGUGACUCCGGAGGCCCGCUGAGCUGCCAAGGCAAAGAUGGGAAAUGGUAUGUGGAGGGAGUGACCAGUUUUGUGGAUGGACGUGGUUGUAAUACCGCCAAGAGACCCACGAUGUUCACCCGCGUGGCCUCUUUCAUUCCCUGGAUUAGUGAGACCAUGGCGAAGAACUGA